AUGGAUGAUCGCGAGUCAGUGGUCAGACAGUCGGUGGUCAGAGCUUUAUAUGGCGGCUCCAAGUCUCUAAAGUUAAGUUCAAAGAGAAUCCGGGAGGUUCCUGAAUGCGUCUCCAGACUCGGCGGCCUGUCGGCCCUCCUGUUGAACAACAACUCCAUCUCCCGCCUCCCCGCGGAGCUGCUCUCUCUCCGACAACUGACUGAACUGAAUUUGGGGAAUAAUGCCUUGAAGGAGGUUCCUGCUGUUUUGGGCCAUCUGGAGUCCUUGAAAAAACUCUACCUGUUCAGCAACCAAAUUACUGUAGUGCCUCCUGAUGUGAUAGGUGGGUUGCCAAACCUGGUUGUUCUCAAUCUGAACCACAACCAGAUUCAGAGACUUCCUCCAGAGAUUAAAAGAUUAAAAAAGCUUCGACACCUCAGCGUGCUGGACAAUAAACUGGAGGAGGUUCCUGCUGGGCUUGGUCAUUUGACCUGCUUGUCUGAGAUCAACCUGAAUUUCAACCGAGUGUCUUCGCUCCCGAAAGAACUCUGCAAUUGUAAAGAACUGGCAAAGCUUUAUGUUGCCAGAAAUGAGCUGAGCAGUCUUCCAGAGGAGAUUACAACACUCACGAAACUUCAAGUUCUGGAUGUUGCCGGGAACAAGCUGUCAGUGUUCCCAACUGAGUUUCACCUGCUGCCCCUGAAGGAGCUGUACUGUGAAGGGAACAGGUUUGUGCGGCGUGAACUCCUGCCGUCAGUGCAGGAUGCUGAGGUCUUUUCCUUAAAGGAGCUGGUUGCCAGAUUUGUUUUGCAGGAGGAUCAGAAGAAGUGUUCUCUCAUUCAUAAGAUGCUUCCCCACCACCCAGCUCUGAGCGCCCUGCUGAGCAGCGGCAGGCGCUGCGCCGUCUGCCGGGGUCCCUUCCUCACCACCUGGCUGGAGUGUGUUCAUUUUGUGAAACUGAAGGACGUUAAAGUGAAGACUUUGCUGACGGUUCCUGUGCGCGCUCUUCUCUGUUCAUACAAGUGCUUCAACACUGAUGGACACUCCUACUAUGGUGUAUUAACAAGAUAA
Messenger RNA from Salarias fasciatus (jewelled blenny), 1050 nucleotides. RefSeq names its product leucine rich repeat containing 69 (gene lrrc69). The transcript is spliced from 8 exons. Gene Ontology annotation, molecular function: protein binding. The coding region runs from base 1 to 1050 and encodes 349 amino acids. Gene Ontology annotation, cellular component: cytoplasm. The record is from RefSeq and is a predicted model, not a curated record. Lineage: Eukaryota; Metazoa; Chordata; Actinopteri; Blenniiformes; Blenniidae.